This is a messenger RNA of Vombatus ursinus (common wombat), 1968 nucleotides long. It is a transcript of the gene GPR108, whose product is annotated as G protein-coupled receptor 108. The transcript has 18 exons. The coding region runs from base 19 to 1650 and encodes 543 amino acids. Gene Ontology annotation, biological process: transport. The record is from RefSeq and is a predicted model, not a curated record. Gene Ontology annotation, cellular component: Golgi apparatus; membrane. NCBI's taxonomy places the organism in Eukaryota, Metazoa, Chordata, Mammalia, Diprotodontia, Vombatidae.
GCGGUGGCGGCUCCAGCGAUGGCCGAGGACCGGAGGAGGGGGCUCGGCGGUGGGACCCGAGCAGAGCGGGUGCUGCCGCCGCUGCCGCUACCGCUACCGCUGCUGUUGGGACUGCUGCUGCUGGACGGCUGCUCGGGAAGGAUCCACCAGCUGGUGCUGACGGGGGAAAAACGGGCUGACAUCCAGCUGAACAGCUUUGGCUUCUUCACCAAUGGCUCCUUGGAAGUGGAACUCAGCCUGCUUCGGCUCCGUCUGGGGAGCCAGGAAGAGCAGUCCCAGUUGGUGGGCUUUAGCCUAUCCCGAGCUCGAACGGGCAGUAUUAGAUCCUAUUCGGCCCCAGAACCCCAUACCUGUGCCCUCAAACACAAUGGGAGCACCCUGAUGGCCACAUUCCUCAUUGACCUCAAGGGAAAACAGGUCCAGGUAUGUCGGUUUGGGGAGCAAAAGAAACUGCGGAUUUCUCCAGGGCUUCUCCAGGAAGGUGUAUCCCUGCCCAGUCCAGACAAUGGGGCCAGUGUAGCCAAUCAGGAUACGGCAUCUCCACCAGUGACUUCAGGCAGCCAGGACCUGGGCCAUAAGCAGCCGGGGCUGGUCCUGAGCUUGGGUUACAACAAUGAUUCCUACAACUUCAGUUUCCACGUGGUGAUUGGCUCCCCAGCUGAGGAAGGACUUUACAACCUCAACUUUCACAACUGCUACAAUGCCAUCCCUGGCCACGAAAGGCCCUUUGACAUCACGAUAAGGAUCCAAGAGAAGAACCCUGAUGGCUUUCUGUCUGCUACCGAGAUUCCCCUCUUCAAGCUCUACCUGGUCAUGUCGACCUGUUUCCUGGGGGCUGGAGCCUUAUGGGUUUCUGUUCUCUGCAAGCACAAAUACAACGUCUUCAAGAUCCACUGGCUGAUGGCGGCUCUGGCUUUCACCAAGAGUGCAUCCCUCCUCUUUCACAGUAUCAACUACUACUUCAUCAACAGCCAGGGCCGUCCCAUCGAGGGCCUUGCCGUCACUGACUACAUCACCCACCUGCUGAAGGGCGCCCUCCUCUUCAUCACCAUUGCUCUCAUUGGCUCUGGCUGGGCCUUUGUCAAGUAUGUCCUGUCUGACAAGGAGAAGAAGCUUUUCGGGGUUGUCAUCCCCCUGCAGGUCCUGGCCAAUGUUGCCUACAUCAUUAUUGAGUCCACUGAGGAGGGGACCAGCGAUUAUGCUCUGUGGAAGGAGAUUCUGUUCCUGGUUGACCUCAUCUGCUGCGGGGCCAUCCUUUUCCCUGUCGUAUGGUCCAUCCGCCAUCUCCAAGAGGCAUCAGGCACGGAUGGGAAGGUGGCAGUGAACUUGGCAAAGCUCAAGUUGUUCCGGCAUUACUACGUCAUGACGGUGUGCUACAUCUACUUCAGUCGAAUCGUGGCUGUCCUACUCCGGGUCAGUGUACCCUUUCAGUGGCAGUGGCUGUAUGAGCUGCUGGUGGAGGUGUCUACCCUGGUGUUCUUCAUCCUCACUGGCUACAAGUUCCGCCCAGCUUCCAACAAUCCCUACCUACAGCUGCCCCAGGAGGAUGAUGAGGAAGAUGUACAGAUGGACCAAGUGAUGACAGAAUCUGGGCUCCGGGAAGGCUUGUCCAAGGUCAACAAAACAGCCACCAGCAGAGAGGCGCUCUGAGACCCUGUGUGCCCUGUUGUCCGGGGGCUUCGGUAGCACAUACCGUCUGCUGCCCACAUUCUGUGGCCUCUACACUCCUCCCCAUUCUCCCUCCCAGGACAAGGCCUCCAGCAGGGAGAAGGGAGAACUCGGUUUGGGGGAAAUGGGGGAACUCCCCGCCUUGGUUUGAAAGGCAAUGCCUCACUACCACUGCCCCUGGUGAGUGGAAGGGGGCAGCCUUGGAGAGUCCCCCCAUCCCCGAGACACACACACACACACACACACACACACACACACACACACACUCCUGCUGUAUAAUAAUCAGUCUUUUUUUGCUAA